AUGAGAUGCUACUUGCGAGCCCCUCUGGUGAUUGGGUGUUCAGCUGGUAAUGUCAUACGAAGAAACACGCUACCACGUUUUGGGGCUAAUAUUCAAAGAUUCCAUACCUCUCCAAUAACCAGAAUCAAUCCUUUAUUGCCCAUUGACCCUUUAGAAACUCUUGAAGAAGAAGAAGUAAAGCAAGAGAAGCAAAGAUUGAAUAGAGAAAAAAGGAAGUUGCUGAAACAACUGGGGGAAACCUCCAAAACAACAUCACUGGUCAAUAAUAAUUCACAAUCCCCAUUUUCCGAAGAAGAUGAACAGGAAAAACAGGAAAAGAGGAAAGAAAAAAGAGAAAGAUUUUACGGAUUCUUGUUCAAAUGUUUAGAAACCUCAGGGAUAACAUUUGCGUCGGUCGCGGUGUUGGCCGCUGCUGGGCUAACGUACCACGAGGUUUAUGAAAAUCAUGUUCUUUCCAAGUUAGAAAAAGCAUUUGGUCUUGGUGACACAUCUUUUGACUUGGCAAUCCAUGAAACCGCUAAUAGUUCGGGAACUGAUUGGGUCGAACGACCUCAACAAAAGUUGAUGGAUGACAUAGUGUCUGGGAAAAUUAAAGGUCGAUACUUCUUAUUGAUUGGGGAAAAGGGUACGGGAAAAACAUCGCUAGUGUUGGAAAGUUUCAGCAAAGUCAAUGGGAUGAAUUGUACUGCCAUGGAUGCCCACGCUGAUCCAGAGAUCUUUAGAAUUCGGUUGGGGAAAGCUUUAAAUUUCGAUUUCUUCGAAGACUAUAUUGGCUCAUUGUUUAGCAUCAGAGGCCCAAGAGACACCACUGCGAUUUUGGAUAUUGAAAGGGCGUUCACUAAGUUGGAAGAGGUGGCGAUCAAAAGAAUGAAGCGCACCAAGAAACCCUUGGUAUUGCUCAUUAAUUCCGCCCAUUUGAUUAGAAAUGACCCAGAAGGUGUCAAUCUCGUUGAACUAUUACAACAAAAGGCGGAAGAGUUAUGUGGGGCAGGACUCGUGACAAUGGUGUUCAACUCGGAUGAUUAUUGGUUGUACGAAAGAAUGAAGAAGUUAAGUACCAAAUUGGAAGUUAUCAGUAUCACCGAUUUGAACCGCGAAGACGCUGUGAAAACUCUUAAAUCCUCAAGAAAGAGAUUUUUCAAAGAAGAAUUGGAUGACAAACUUGCAAAUAGAGUUUAUGAUUUGGUGGGUGGUCGUCCUCAGCAUUUGUCAGAGGUUUCCAAACAUAGCAAUAUGAUUGUUGCCAGUCAUAAAAUCAUUGAUCGAGAGAAAACCUGGUUUUUGAACCAGUGUGGGUUAAUUGGUGAAGGUAUGGAUGAUGAUGUUAUGGAGAGUGGGAAAUUUUCUACUUCUGCUAUGCUUUUAGCAAAAGAAUUUGUGGAUAUGGAUAAAGCCCGACAUAAGUCUAAUGGGAACAUUGAGAAUAAUAAACUGCCGCAUGAAUUACCUUUAAAACUCUCAGAGAGUCAUAAAAUUCCUUCAAUGCCUCUUUGGAGAGCCCGACAAAUCAUGACCAGGCCAGAUUAUAUUCAAAAAUACGACGAUUUGAACAUUUUCACUAUUGAUCCUGAUUCUAACGUUCGUGCUGAUUCAGUGCCGAUGAUGAGAGCAUUCCAUGAGAUCGUAUGCCAGCCAGGAUUCGAUGAAUUAUUGGAAAGCACCUGUGAUAGAGUUGCGGCUAUUGAAAGUUUGGGGAGAACCAGAGAAUUGGUUGCAAAAGAUUUGGUUCUUGGAGGUCAAUACAAACUCAAAACUAUCAAAAAAUAUGACAAACCUAGAUAUCGUGAUGAAACCGUGACACACAUUUCAUUACAAGGUAGUGAUGAAGAUGAUCGGGAUGAGGAAAAUGCAAUACCACUACAAGAUUUACAUGAAGGUGCCCACAAGAACUGGUGGCAGAAGAGAAUGCAGAGCGAUUACGUUACCACGUAUCUGAGUGAUGAUUCAAUCAAACAGGAUGUUGAUAUACGGAAUGAUAUUACCGUGAAAGAAGAUUGA
Saccharomycopsis crataegensis is the source of this 1998-nucleotide messenger RNA. Its product is annotated as ATP-binding protein. Bases 1 to 1998 code for a protein of 665 amino acids. Lineage: Eukaryota; Fungi; Ascomycota; Saccharomycetes; Ascoideales; Saccharomycopsidaceae. The record is from RefSeq and is a predicted model, not a curated record. The transcript has a single exon.